Molecule: messenger RNA, 1923 nt
Organism: Ctenopharyngodon idella (grass carp)
Lineage: Eukaryota; Metazoa; Chordata; Actinopteri; Cypriniformes; Xenocyprididae
Product: phospholipid scramblase 1
Exons: 7
Coding region: 158-850 (230 amino acids)
Biological process (GO): plasma membrane phospholipid scrambling
Cellular component (GO): plasma membrane
Molecular function (GO): phospholipid scramblase activity
Source: RefSeq, a predicted model, not a curated record
CUUCCGGGAAAUCUCGACCAAAGCGUAAUGACGUAAAAACAGUUUUGUAGCACGUGAACAGCAUGCCAGCCAAUGGGAUGCGGUGUUUAGUAUGUGGCCGAGACUCUUAAGUCAGCCGUUAUACUCCUUAUCAUAAGAAGACGCAGAUAAGGCAGCCAUGCAACCUAUGCAUAUGUAUAUGGUUCCCAAUCCAGGGAUACCAGGCUGUCCACCGGGAUUAGAGUACCUGACACAGGUAGAUCAACUUCUUAUCAAACAGAAAGUUGAGCUUAUUGAAGCUUUGGCAGGCUUUGAGAGCAACAAUAAAUAUGAUAUCCGUAACUCCAUGGGUCAGAACGUGUUUUACGCGGUGGAGGAGAACGACUGUCUCACCCGUCAGUGCUGCGGCCCGCUGCGAUCCUUCACCAUCCGUGUCCUCGAUAACAUCGGACAGGAGAUCAUCACCGUCAGCCGUCCUCUGAAAUGCAUGUCCUGCUUCUUCCCAUGUUGUCUGCAAGAGUUGGAGAUCCAGGCUCCUCCAGGGAACACAGUGGGAUAUGUUCUACAACAGUGGCACCCCUUCCUCCCCAAGUUCACCAUACAGAAUGAGCACAGAGAGCCGGUUCUUAAGCUCCAGGGGCCGUUCUGUGGCUGGAGCUGCCUGCCAGACGUGGACUUUGAGAUUCUUACCAUGGAUGAAGUCGGCAUCGGAAAGAUCAGCAAACAAUGGACAGGACUUCUCCGAGAGGUUUUCACAGAUUCAGACAACUUUGGGAUCCAGUUCCCCAUGGAUCUUGAUGUGCGAAUGAAGGCAGUGAUGAUCGGAGCCUGCUUUCUCAUUGACUUCAUGUUUUUUGAGACGAAUAACUAACUGCUAUGCAGAGGGUGUUGUAACGUCCAGCUCUGUGGAAACGGGUGAAAAGAAAAGAUGUUUGCCUUUGCACUUCAUACAUUUGUGAAUGCAUGUGAAUAUAAAGUCAGAAGUGUAGAGGAAUAACGGUGCUUUUAGAGACUGUGAAGUAGCUUCAGGUGUGUGUGAUAGAACUGGUUGUACCGAUUAAAGUGCAUUGUUUUAUAUUUUUAUCUACACGUAACAGAUUAAUAUAAAUAACUCAUGCCAUGAAUGGCAUUUAAAGGAAUAGCUCACCCCAAAAGAAAUAAAUCUGUCGCUAUUUACGCAUGUCCUGGCUGCUCCUUUUUACACCGUGAAAUUAAAAAUUUAAAAAAGGAAAAAAAAACUAUAAAAGAAGCCAUAUGACAGGUUUGUGUGAAAAACAGAUUUAAAAAGUGAACUGUUCCUUUAAGAGCUGUCAGUACGACUAUGCAUAUUGAAUUUUGCAGUCAUACCUGCACUGAAUGAUCAAUAUUCACCUUUACAACACAAAAUUAUUACAGUAUUUUCAACACUUUUUUUUGUUUUAUUGAUUAUUUCUGAGAAAUAUAAUUUGCAUGCUAAAAGAUGUUGCAAACAGUUAAACAGUUGGUCAAAAUGGUCCAAAAACCCUGUCAUGAACAUGUAGUAAUUUGUUAUUUAUUGUGUGACUUACUUUGCUUAUAUAUUGUUUUUUGAUUGAUUUGUAGUGUUGAUGAUAAGCUUAUAAAUAGGAAUAUGCUUUCUAAAGUGAAAGUUGUUUUACACUUGAGCUUUUAGCUUUUUUUUUUCUGUAGUACUCAAAUUCUCCAGAAGAGGGCAAUGCUGACCUUUGCUGUAAGUAUAUAAACUAAAACGUUAAUGUCUUAGGUCCUUUAGGUAAUAUAUUAAUUAUUAAAUGUUAAUGUUUGUUAUGACUCAGGUUUACAUAUCCUCAUCUUCAUAAUGCUUUAUGAAUGCCUGUUAUAGUAACAGAGAAUGUAUUUCUAGUAAGGCACUGUUCUUAUGUUUGUUUGUUUGUUUUGUUUAAAAUGUUAUGUCAUCUAGUACUAAACAUAAUUUUAUAAACUACA